CGCCAAACUAAAACCCAACUGAGCAGCAAAAUCGGAAAACCUCGGCGGCCAUUGAAUUGGAACGAGAGAAGGGAGAUAGAGAGAGAGAGAGAAUGGUGUAUAUAACGUCGUGGGAUGAUUUUGUGGAGAGAUCCGUGCAGUUAUUUCGCGCCGAUCCCGAGAAAACUCGGUAUGUGAUGAAAUACAGACAUUCUGAGGGUAAAUUGGUUCUUAAGGUCACCGAUGAUACAGAGUGUAUCAAGUUUAGGACUGACCAAGCACAGGAUGCUAAGAAGAUGGAGAAACUUAACAACAUUUUUUUCACCUUGAUGGCUCGUGGUCCAGAUGCUGAUAUAUCAGAAGUGGGUGGCAAAGAACAAAUGGAGGCACAGGCACCUAAGAAGGGGAGAGGAAGGAAACAAUAAUUUGAGGAUUGGCAUUUUGCGAUACUUAUUGCUGAAGAUAUUUUUGAAGCCUGCAAGGAUUUCUUUCCCAAUUUGUUUUUGUAUUAUUAGUGGAACAGAUCUCUUUGCUUCUUGAAGAUAGUCCUUUUCCUGGUUGGUUUCUCUAUAUAAUUUGCAACCUCUGGUCUCGUAGCUUCUUUCCAUCUGCUGAGUUAAACUUGAGAACGAUUAACUCGACUCAGAGGCGGAUCCAAUAUUUGAGGUUUAUGGGUUCAAAUUCAAAAUUCUAUCACAUCGCGUCUAAUUUUCUAGGUUCAAACUCUAUUUUUGUAUUUAUUUAGCUGGAUUUUAAAUAUAUAUGUAGAGCCUAAGUCGAAGUUAUUGGGUUCAGAUGAACCCGUAACGUCUUCAUUGGCUCCGUCCCUGACUCGA
Messenger RNA from Nicotiana tabacum (common tobacco), 815 nucleotides. Its product is annotated as signal recognition particle 9 kDa protein. The record is from RefSeq and is a predicted model, not a curated record. Gene Ontology annotation, biological process: negative regulation of translational elongation; SRP-dependent cotranslational protein targeting to membrane. Lineage: Eukaryota; Viridiplantae; Streptophyta; Magnoliopsida; Solanales; Solanaceae. Gene Ontology annotation, molecular function: 7S RNA binding. Gene Ontology annotation, cellular component: signal recognition particle, endoplasmic reticulum targeting.